Messenger RNA from Oldenlandia corymbosa var. corymbosa, 1347 nucleotides. The record is from the annotation of a GenBank genome assembly. NCBI's taxonomy places the organism in Eukaryota, Viridiplantae, Streptophyta, Magnoliopsida, Gentianales, Rubiaceae.
AUGAGUAAUUCAGAGGAUUCUUUAGAAGAUUUUGGUGGCGAUGGUCAAGAUUAUAGUAUAUUAUUUGCUACAGAUGAGGAAUUUGCAAACAAGGAUGAUGCUGUUGCUUGGGUGAAAGGCAUGGGCAUGGCAAAUGAUUCGAAGACACAGAUCACUGGGUGUAAAUUUAAGUUAUAUGUGCACUCAGUGGAUGGGAAGUGGCGCAUUCGAGUGUAUCCUGGUGAGUUUGGAAUGCAUAGCCACGAGCUGUUUGACGAAGAUCAUCCCACGAGGGGCCUUAGCGAUGGAGUGAAACAGCUUAUACAGGGUAUGUCCAAAGAUGGGUACAGACCGUGUCAGAUCAUGGCUGCGAUUCAAAGGAUCUUUCCUGAUGAAAAAGUUAACAGACGACAUUGUGGAAGCUAUUGCCAGGAUGAGUACAAUAAAGCUGUUGCCGUAAUAAACCGUCGUUGGCAGUCUUUUCCGAGAGUUCUUACUUAUAUCCAGAAGACAUGGCUAGUGGUUGACUACAAAUUCGUCAAGGCAUGGACGAAUGCUAUGUUUCAUAUGGGCAACACUACUACAGGUAGGGUGGAGAGCGUGCACAAGCAGUUAAAAACCUGGCUGGAAACAUCCACGGCGUCCCUGGAUACACUUUGGGCUAAGGUGCACUUGGAAAUUCAGAGUCAACUAACCGAAAUACGGUACAAACUGGAGUACUCAAGACAGAAAAUUGGCACCCAUUAUUGCGGUUUUCCACUGAACCGCUUGAAGUGUCAAGUUUCACAUACUUGUUUGCAAAAGCUGAACACUGAGUGGUCGAAGGCGCAAGAGUGGAAAGAAGAAACCAAUGACCGAUGCGAUCAUGUGGUGUACUGGACUUGUCGAAUUCCAUGUGCGUGCGCCCUCAAAAAGGCUGCAGAUGCCGGCACAUCGAUAACUCUUAAGCAUAUUCACCCAUUCUGGGCGACCCUUAAUAUCGGUGAACAGGCUGGUACAAGUGCUCCUAGCAAUGUGGAUGACGAGGUCCUUUAUACCAGACAGUUGAUGGAAGAGCUGAACGAGUGUCCUAAGGCAGUACGAUGUACUGUAAAUAGGGUUCUCUACGAUAUUAUGCAUCCAGACCAGUGUGGGUUCAAACAACCCGAGGAGGUCAAGAGAAGGAAGGGGCGGCCUAAGGGGGCUAAAUCAAAGAAAAAAGCAGAGGCAAACACUCUUGCACAUGAACAAUCCCCACAGAAAAAAGCAACUCCUAAUGUGUGGGAUUACAGGGACGAGGUGCAAGGAAAGUCGACCACAGUUACUAGCGAUUCAAGUAAGAAGCGCCCCUCGUCUUCAGGUGGUCGUACAGAUGCAUCCACAUGUUAA